UAGCCUGCUGGAGCCCGCCGGGCAGACAAUCGUAAAGCCGCUCGGGGCCGCUCACCUGCUCCCGCCUCCCGGAGGUCCGGUCUGGCCCCUCCACCUCUGUCCCCUCCGCUGCCCGCCCCCUACCCGAGCCCGCGUUGCGCUAGGAGCCGAGCCGGCUGAGAGGAGGAGAGGAUGCGGCCGGCGGCAGCUGUCCCGAGCAGCGCACGGUGAUCGCCUCCCCUGGAGGAGGAGGCGCCUAGACGGUUGCCACAUUUCUUGUUUUCCUCCCCCCCCCCCCCCCCCCCCAGUAAUUGCAUUGGCUGCUGGAGAGAACUGGGAGAGACUGAGGAGGCGCCUCGCUUCCCCCGCGUGCCUGCCACCCCUGGUCUUUCCCGUCCCAGGCCAGGAUGACUGGAGUUUUUGACAGUCUGGUGGCUGAUAUGCACUCGACCCAGAUCUCGGCCUCCAGCACGUACCAUCAGCACCAGCAGCCCCCGAGCGGUGGCGGCGCCGGCCCCGGCAGCAGCAACGGCAGCAGCAGCAGCAGCAGCCUCCACAAGCCCCAGGAGUCGCCCACCCUCCCGGUGUCCACAGCUACCGACAGCAGCUACUACACCAACCAGCAGCACCCGGCGGGCGGCGGCGGCGGCGGCGGCGGCGGCGGGGGUUCGCCCUAUUCGCACAUGGGUUCCUACCAGUACCACACCAGCGGCCUCAAUAACGUCCCUUACUCCGCCAAGAGCAGCUACGACCUAGGCUAUACCGCCGCCUACACCUCCUACGCGCCCUAUGGGACCAGUUCCUCCCCAGCCAACAACGAGCCUGAGAAGGAGGACCUCGAGCCUGAAAUCCGGAUAGUGAACGGCAAACCAAAGAAAGUUCGGAAACCCCGCACCAUCUACUCUAGUUUCCAGCUGGCGGCUCUUCAGCGGCGCUUCCAGAAGACUCAAUACCUGGCACUGCCUGAGCGAGCCGAGCUGGCAGCGUCUCUGGGCCUCACCCAGACUCAGGUCAAAAUCUGGUUCCAGAACCGCCGGUCUAAGUUCAAGAAGAUGUGGAAGAGCGGCGAGAUUCCCUCAGAGCAGCACCCCGCAGCCAGCGCGUCGCCACCCUGUGCUUCACCGCCCGUCUCGGCGCCGGCCUCCUGGGACUUCGGCGCGCCGCCGCGGAUGGGAGGCGGCGGCGGCCCAGGGAGCGGCGGCAGCGGUGCAGGCAGCUCGGGCUCUAGCCCCAGCAGCGGGGCUUCGGCUUUCCUGGGCAACUACCCGUGGUAUCACCAGGCCUCCAGCUCCGCGUCCCACCUGCAGGCCACGGCGCCGCUGCUGCACGCGACACAGACCCCGCAGCCGCAUCACCAUCACCAUCACCACCACGGCGGCGGGGGCGCCCCGGUGAGCGCGGGGACGAUUUUCUAACCCCACCGAGCCUACAAGCCAGAGACUGAGAGAGCAGAGACCAAUUAGCUUCCGAGCUCGUCCUCCAGAGCCAGAGGCUCCCUCCUGCUGGCCCACUGCCACUACCCCAGGCCCUGCUCCAUCGCGCGGCCACCGAGCGACUGGGGACUGGAGGCGUCUCCACGCCCCAUGCGCGAGAGUUCCUCUUGGGGGGGAGUCAGGCAGCAGCGGCUUGGCGAAGGCGGUAGCCCGCGGCGGCAUUGCUGACCUGAGCCCGGGGCCUCGGCCGUGUGGUGCCCCGCCUAGGCCUGCCUCCCCUCCCUCCCCGCCUGGCGAGCCCGUCCGGCGCCGUCGUCGCCCGGGGCCACUAGCUGAGUCCGCAGAGGACUGCCUCCCCCGCCCGAGAGGCGUCCUGGCGCUCAGAGGCUCCCUUCUCCUCGUCUGCCCCUAGGCGCAGCUCCUGUUGCUUCGGUUAUUGACCUCUCGGGGUCCCGCCUGCCCGCCUGCCCCACGUGCCCCCUUGACCCGGGCCGCCCCGCCGCUUUUUUCCUGCCCUGCUGUUUGCAGCCCCCAGAGCCCCCUCCCCGCCUUAGCGCUGACCCAGGAACGCUCCUUAGCUCACGCCUCAUCAAUCACCAGUGGACUUUUUUUAUUUUUAUUUUUUUAAAAGUUUAGGUGCCUUUGCGGAUGACCUCAUUUUGAUGUUGGAGAAAAAAUGAUUUUUUAAUAUGUGGACAUUGCAAAAAAAAAAAGUGUUUAAAUUAUCUUUUUUAAAACCUAUUCAGGAUUAUUAGCCUGGACUUGGACACGGAGUUUGUAAAUAAAGGUGUCUGUAGAUUUUCCCACUGAUUUAUUUGUAUAAAAACAUUCAUCUUUGCAGACUUUUUUGUAAGCCUCCAGUUGUGAAAACUGAGGUUUAGCAGUGACCUCAGCAACCUCUUCAUUUUAUUUUUUCCCUUUAAAAAAAAUUUUUUUUUUCUCAGUUAAAUGAAGCUACUGAUUUGAAUUUGUUUUAUCUUAUCCUAAGGUCUUUGUUCUUGAAAUGAAAGGUAUUUUGGGAUUAUUUAUUAUGAAAACAACAUGCUCUUAAUGUUGACUUUACAAUACGAAGAGAUUAUUUAAAUAAAUUAUUGUUUUCAUUGGAUGUGUGCGUUUUUUCCUUGGGGCCAGCGCUCCAUCGGUCACGCGCUGGGAGCUAGAGCUACCGCCCAGGCCAGGAACCUGGUCACCCGAGACGACAUUUCCAUCUUUCGGAGGCUGCGAGGGCGGUGAAGUGGGGCUAG
Loxodonta africana (African savanna elephant) is the source of this 2656-nucleotide messenger RNA. RefSeq names its product distal-less homeobox 2 (gene DLX2). Gene Ontology annotation, biological process: embryo development; cell differentiation; negative regulation of transcription by RNA polymerase II. Bases 387 to 1394 code for a protein of 335 amino acids. Lineage: Eukaryota; Metazoa; Chordata; Mammalia; Proboscidea; Elephantidae. The record is from RefSeq and is a predicted model, not a curated record. Gene Ontology annotation, molecular function: RNA polymerase II cis-regulatory region sequence-specific DNA binding; DNA-binding transcription factor activity, RNA polymerase II-specific. The transcript is spliced from 3 exons.